GUCCCUCCCUUGGCAGCCGCGCCAUGGGAACGGCUUGGCGGGGGGCCAACACCGAGGACCGCGCGGCGCGGAGGUCGCGGCGCAGAAAUGUGGGGCCGGGCCAGGGUCCCCGCUGGCUCGGAGUAGAUUGGGCUGUGCCCCUCGCCCGCGCCUCCGCGCACCCGUCUUCGAGCGCGGGCACGGCGGGUCCAGGGCAAGUCGUUAUUUCCCGACACUCCUUCCCGGGCAGCCGCGCGGGAUCUUUGUUACUUAAUCCAGAAUCGAAAAGAAGGUGCGGCGCCCCUCGCCCGCGUCCCUGCAAUGGAGGUGCUGCGGCGCUCCUCGGUUUUCGCCGCGGAGAUCAUGGACGCCUUUGACCGCUCGCCCACCGACAAGGAGCUGGUGGCUCAGGCUAAGGCGCUUGGCCGGGAGUUCGUGCACGCGCGGCUGCUGCGCGCCGGCCUAGUUUGGAGCGCGCCCGAGCGCGUCCCUCCCGCCCCAGGCGGCCGCCUGGCAGAGGUGUGCACCGUGCUGCUGCGCUUGGGGGACGAGCUGGAGCUGAUUCGGCCCAGCAUCUAUCGCAACGUGGCCCGCCAGCUGAGCCUCUCCCUGCAGUCUGAGAGCGCAGUGACUGAAGCCUUUCUGGCUGUGGCCGCCCAGAUCUUCGUUGCAGGCAUCACGUGGGGCAAGGUGGUGUCCCUGUACUUGGUGGCCGCCGGGCUGGCCGCGGACUGUGUGCGGCAGGCGCAGCCGGCCUUGGUCCACGCCCUGGUCGACUGCCUGGGGGAGUUCGUGCGCAAGACCCUGGCGACCUGGCUGCGCAGACAGGGCGGAUGGACCGACGUCCUCAAGUGCGUGGUCAGCAGCGAACCGGGCUUCCGCUCCCACUGGCUCGUGGCCGCACUCUGCGGCUUCGGCCGCUUCCUGAAGGCUGCCUUCUUCGUGCUGCUGUCCGACAGAUGAGCCCCGGUCCUGGACCCUUCGGCCCUCGGCUGAAGGACCGCCCUCCUCCCCCUGAGUCCCUCCUGUGCUCACCCAGGCCCUCAGGAAUGCCCGGAGCUGGCCGGCAGCGCCGCCCCGUGCCCCUGCCCCAUGCACCCCACAAGGUCUGGGCUGCCUCCCAGGCCCAAAGGAAGGCAGCUGGGAGCACCAAGCCCCCAUUGGAUGCCAGGGUCCCGUCCGAAAAGGGGGACCAUGUCAGGACCUGAGCCAGGAGGCGGCUGGGCCUGCCGAGGCCAGAGGAGCCGUGAAGCCUCACUGGCCCCAGAGACCGGCACAGGCUCACAGGCCGUCGCUGGGACAGUGUCCUUGCCUGUGGCCGAGUCCUGGGUGGCACAAGGACCUGGGAGGGCACCGGCCCUGACCAACAAGGACAGGGUGUGUGUCUGAGUCCAAUAAAGUGUAACGGCCACUGA
Molecule: messenger RNA, 1394 nt
Organism: Artibeus jamaicensis (Jamaican fruit-eating bat)
Lineage: Eukaryota; Metazoa; Chordata; Mammalia; Chiroptera; Phyllostomidae
Gene: BOK
Product: BCL2 family apoptosis regulator BOK
Exons: 5
Coding region: 301-942 (213 amino acids)
Biological process (GO): regulation of apoptotic process; intrinsic apoptotic signaling pathway in response to DNA damage; extrinsic apoptotic signaling pathway in absence of ligand
Cellular component (GO): mitochondrial outer membrane
Molecular function (GO): protein heterodimerization activity; protein homodimerization activity
Source: RefSeq, a predicted model, not a curated record